UAGAUUCUAAUCCAAUGACUCAAUCAGACUUCUCAUUAAAAUUAUUUUAUCGUAAAGAAUUUAAACAAGUAUUAGAUACACUGAUAAGCUUAACAACUGAACAUUUAAAAAUAACUAUUGAAACACUCAAACCUUUAUUUAAUAUUUUCAAAAUGCCAUUUGACAAUAAUACUUGUUCAUUAGAAAAUGUUGCGGGUGCUGUAAAAUUAUUUCCCGAAAUGACAAAUAGUGCGAAAAUUCACGACAUUGAUGCAAUACAUGCAGAAAUUGAAAUUCUGUUAAAUCAAUGUGAUGGAGAAAAUUUAAAUAACAUUUUUGAAAAAUCUGAGUCAUCAAAAUCAAUUCUUCCGUGGGUUAAUCGAAUUUGUCAUUUAGCAUUGACUGCUCCUGUUAUUACUGCAUCUGACGAAAGAAUGUUUAGUAAAUUAAAAUUAAUAAAAAAUUACCUAAGAUCGAAAAUGGCUGAUCAACGAUUAAAUGCACUAAUGAUGUUGAGUUGUGAAAAAGACAUAACAGAUACUUUGGAUAUCGAUGAUCUUGUACACAAAUGGGCAACGCUGAAGCAACGCAGGGUUCAAUUGUGAUUAAUAUAAGUUUUUAAAAUUUUAAAUACUGUAACACUCAUUUUAUAACCAUUUUGUAAUAAAUAA
This is a messenger RNA of Sipha flava (yellow sugarcane aphid), 650 nucleotides long. RefSeq lists its product as uncharacterized. Lineage: Eukaryota; Metazoa; Arthropoda; Insecta; Hemiptera; Aphididae. The transcript has a single exon. The record is from RefSeq and is a predicted model, not a curated record. The coding region runs from base 15 to 584 and encodes 189 amino acids. Gene Ontology annotation, molecular function: protein dimerization activity.